This is a messenger RNA of Myotis davidii, 1186 nucleotides long. It is a transcript of the gene MMD2, whose product is annotated as monocyte to macrophage differentiation-associated 2. Gene Ontology annotation, cellular component: membrane. The transcript is spliced from 6 exons. Gene Ontology annotation, molecular function: pore-forming activity. The coding region runs from base 427 to 1116 and encodes 229 amino acids. Lineage: Eukaryota; Metazoa; Chordata; Mammalia; Chiroptera; Vespertilionidae. The record is from RefSeq and is a predicted model, not a curated record.
CACUCAUUUCCAUCUCUGUGGGUCUUCACCGUAGUGACGGAUCUCGGGGGAGGUUUUGGUGCUGUGGUCCCCAUUGGUAGGCAGUGCGGGAGCCUCACCCACAAGGACCAGGUGGGAGGUGGCUUCCUGGAAGAAGGUCCCCUGGGAAGGGCUGGACGGGUGGGGCACGAGCUGUCCCCCCAGAGGGGGUCACGUGGGCAUAUGUCACCCUUCAUCAGGCGUGCCCUUGGGGAGCUGUACUGUGUGUCAGUGACAGUAAAGUGACAGCAGCACCCCGACCUUCAGCCACGUUCUGUUACUCCCCGGGGAUCAGGCGUUGGAUAGUACAAGACAUGUAAUAGGGAGAGAUUGGGGGGGCGGGGAGUGGGACCCCCUCUUCCCACCGCAGGGGCCGAGCAACAGGAAGGUGCCUCUCCUUCCAGGUUCAUGAACCACCGGGUGCCCGCCCACAAGAGGUACCAGCCCACGGAGUACGAGCACGCGGCCAACUGUGCCACCCACGCUCUCUGGAUCAUCCCCAGCUUCCUCGGCAGCUCCAACCUCUACCUCCUGUCAGACGACGCCUGGGAGACCGUUUCCGCCUGGAUCUAUGGCCUGGGCCUGUGCGGGCUCUUCGUGGUGUCCACCGUGUUCCACGCGGUCUCCUGGAGGAAGCGCCACCUCAGGAUGGUGGAGCGCUGCCUGCACAUGUGUGACCGCAUGGUCAUCUACUUCUUCAUAGCGGCCUCCUACGCGCCCUGGCUGAACCUCCGGGAGCUGGGCCCCUGGGCCGCCCACAUGCGCUGGCUGGUCUGGGUCAUGGCCUCCGUGGGCACCGUCUAUGUCUUCUUCUUCCAUGAGCAGUACAAGCUCCUGGAGCUGCUGUGCUACAUGGCCAUGGGCUUCUGCCCCGCCGUGGUCAUCCUUUCGAUGCCCAACACCGAGGGCCUCUGGGAGCUGGUGGCCGGAGGGGCUUUCUACUGCCUGGGCACCGUGUUCUUCAAGAGCGACGGCCGGGUCCCCUUCGCCCAUGCCAUCUGGCACCUCUUUGUGGCCUUCGGUGCCGGCACCCACUACUAUGCCAUCUGGAGGUACCUCUACCUGCCCAGCACCCUGCAGGCCAAGGUGUCCAAGUGAGGCCGCCCGACGGCACCAUGGGAGUGUUUCUGCGACUUCAGCCCGGAGCGGGCGCCCCGGCCGCUGCCCU